AUGCGGGCGCUCCAGGCAAGCACUCGCCACGAGGAGUGCAUCGACCGUCAAAGGGGGCUCCUCGACAAGUUGGCGGCGCAGAAGAAAAUAGACGACUACGAGAGAGCCGACCCUGAGGGUGCGGAGGAUGCAUCGAUCUCAAUGUACCCGCGCCUCGUGGAGUUUCUGGCCAGGGAGGGUGUUUCCGACAUCUCUCAACAGAGCUACGGUGUUUCCAUCACAGAGCUGUGCAAGGUCCUUGGUGCGGCGGUCGUGGUGUUCAUUGAGUACGACCACAAGCUGGCCACCAUGGUUCAGACGCUGAAGUUCCACUUCUGCGUCUACUUCUUGGCGGAUCUUCUAGCGGAGAUCAACGCCCUCAACAAAUUCUUCCAGCGACGGAAAGUUGACAUCACGCUCAUGCACCAGGAGGUGGACCGCACGAUUGCCUGCAUCAGGCACCGCUUUGUGGAAUACGACAACGGUUUUGGAGGGGGAGUCAGCAAGCUGGUGUCGCCAUUCAUCGCACGUAUGGCCAGCGGGAACAUGAAGAUCAAAGUGGACGACGUGGAUAUGGAGGGCGAGCCAACAUUGCAUGAGAUAGAGCUGAGCGAGGAGCCGAUAAAAGGGCACAAGUUUGGCAGAUCGAUGGCCGACUGCAUCAAGCUUUGA
Molecule: messenger RNA, 651 nt
Organism: Closterium sp. Naga37s-1
Lineage: Eukaryota; Viridiplantae; Streptophyta; Zygnematophyceae; Desmidiales; Closteriaceae
Source: the annotation of a GenBank genome assembly